Messenger RNA from Microdochium trichocladiopsis, 1284 nucleotides. RefSeq lists its product as uncharacterized. Gene Ontology annotation, cellular component: endoplasmic reticulum. NCBI's taxonomy places the organism in Eukaryota, Fungi, Ascomycota, Sordariomycetes, Xylariales, Microdochiaceae. Bases 1 to 1284 code for a protein of 427 amino acids. The transcript has 3 exons. The record is from RefSeq and is a predicted model, not a curated record. Gene Ontology annotation, biological process: endoplasmic reticulum calcium ion homeostasis. Gene Ontology annotation, molecular function: calcium ion binding.
AUGGCGGACUUCCUCAAGAACGUCCUUGGGGGCGGCAAGUCUGCCGAGACGCCGGCCGUCAAGCCCGACUCAGACUUUGAGGACUUUGCUGCCAGCCCAGCGUCGCCCUCCCCCGUGCCGUUCGAGGCCACCGGCAACCUCGCCGCCGCGCAGACCGCCCGCCCGUACACCGCGUGGUACCGCAUCGACGAGCGCCACAGCCUGAGCGAGUUCCGCAACGAGGGGCUGAUCCUCGUCGUCAUCGCCAUCAUCUUCAGCCUCCACGUCAUCGGCUCGCGGCGCAACAAGUCCAAGGCCCGUGCCUGGGCCAAGGCCAAUGGCGCCCUCCUCGCGGGCGAGUUCUCCCAGGUCGGCUUCGUCUCGGGCAUUGACGCCGAGAAGCAGCCCGAGAAGGUCCUCAAGCAGAAGAGCCUGUAUGAGUACACGAGCUACGCCACCGGCCGCUCCAACAUUGCCUUUGUCGACGUCAAGCUCGAGCUCAUCAAGCGCUUCAACCCCAUCAUGACCAUUGCCGAGACCAUCUCGGGCUUCUUCCUCGACAGCGUGCCCACCCCGCUGGACAUCGUCGAGGCCACCAUCUACCCCUUUGAUGGCAGAGAAGACAAAGUCGUCCCCGGCAUCCCAGGCGCCAUGGAGCUGCGCAGCAAGGACUCCAAGAGCGCCUACGACGGCUUCGUCUGGGCCGUCGUCAACAAGGACAAGAUGCAGAAGCUCCGCGACGACCGCUACGACGUCUCCAUCACCUUCACCAAGGACAAUGCCAAGCUGCCCCAGUGGACCACCGUCAUGAGCGAGAGCGCCGAGAUCACCGCCGCCCUGCUCACCGACGAGCUCGCCGCCGCCGUCACCCAGGCCGGCGAACUCUUUGACUGCUUGAUUGUGUCUGACCAGCCCAUUGAGAAGCCCAGAACCAUUGAGGAGACCGCCCCUCGCAAGAGACUCUACCUCCGCUACCGCCUGCCUUCGUCCGACAAGUACGACGACCUGCUCCCGCUGCUGACCUGCUUCGUCCGCCUGGCCGACCACCUCGCCGCAGUCGCCCACUUCCGCCCGGAGGUGCUGCGCAAGAUCAAGUCGAUCCGCGACGAGAACGUCAAGCAGAUCCAGAAGGUUCUGGACGAGGAGAAGGCCGAGGAGCGCGCCCUCGAGCGCGACAAGGCCAAGAAGGCCAAGCGCGACGCCGAGCUCGCGGCCCUCGACGCCAAGGCCCAGAAGAAGUACCUCGAGAAGGAGCGCGAGAAGGAGGUCCGCAAGAUGAACAAGAGACAGACCAUGCGCGGCUGA